Messenger RNA from Lytechinus variegatus (green sea urchin), 3672 nucleotides. RefSeq lists its product as uncharacterized. Lineage: Eukaryota; Metazoa; Echinodermata; Echinoidea; Temnopleuroida; Toxopneustidae. The record is from RefSeq and is a predicted model, not a curated record. The coding region runs from base 544 to 2187 and encodes 547 amino acids. The transcript has 2 exons.
UUCUUCCUGUUCGCUCAGAACACGAUUCGCUCUAUUCAUCAACAUCGCGGAGCUGUAAAACUUGCUUUGGUAACGGGACGACAUUAUACUCGCGUGUAUAUGCAACCCUCAAUCCGAAUCAUACAGCGAUAUGAUCUUCUCGAAUCUUUAUUUUGACAUUUUUAGGGUUAUAUUUUCUUAAUUUGUUGAUCUCAUUGACAUGACCUCGUGAUCUCAGUUAACAGUAGCCGAUGACAAGAGUUAAGUUUCAGGUGUAAUUCGAAGACUGUAUUCUGAGGAGUUCACGUUUGGAGAGGUUAGUGCAGGAAUGCGAGCUGCAUCUCUGCAGCUACAUCAUUGUUUCGACUGUUCAAGUGAGAGAGAUGAUCAUUGUCUUACUUCCGACAACAAUAUGAUGAAGAUGACGGUUUCUUUUGAAAACAUAACAAGGAUAUCCUCCAUGUUCAAUUCAUAGAUGGGUGUAAAUGAAUUGAUACCAGGGAGGAAGAUCUCAUCAACUCAAAAUGAAAACCGUCUUCAGACUUGACUGAAAGCAAAGUUUGGAUGAAGCAAGAUAUAAGAUUAGACUCAAUGAUGGAAGUGAUGCCAGCGACCUUGCUCGCUACCACCCCAUUCUCACAUCCCCCAGCUCGAAUCGCCCUCUCGGCGGUCGAAAGAACGGUCACCAGUAUCAGAUAUAAGAAGGAGUGGCGAGCGUCGACGUCGAUUAAACGUCGCAGUGCCGUUAAUCAAAAACAUUCGAAUGCAUCGGAGAGACAGUCGCGGAAGCAGAGUCGGAAUGUCAGCCAAUCGCAGAGCGAUCAGUAUCAGCAUUGCAGGCGUUUAUCGUCGCUUGAGCGGAGGGUCGAUUUUCGGCCUCUUGGGAGGGUCAGUGACAAGCAACUGGAGAUGUUGACGAAAACGGCGAAUGAAGUGAUGGAAGAGAUGUGGAAGGAUGCUGGGAUCGUUAACCCACCGAAGCCUUCGACCGCACCAGCUGGGAAUCAGGAGGAUCUACAGCUGCCGAAAAUUACCGAGCCGAAGCCGAGUGAUACGUCAUCGACAAAAUCGUCUCGGUCAUCCCCGUCGGACAGUCGGAAAGAUUCGGGGAACGAAGAGGAGUCGGUCAAACAGCAAGAUGCAGUGGAUGGGAUUCAACGAGUUAGAGGGAAAAGUUGCAGCAGGGUAGAUAUGGUGAAAAACUUGCAGAAACAUAGGAAGUCGUUGUCGGCACCAGUUGCUGAUCGGGCGAAAUCGAACAAACCAGCGACGAAAAGUGAGCGGAGACAGCGAUGCUCGACAUCGAAAGUAGACUCAGUCAGUUGGGGUGAUAGCGAGGGAAUGGUCAGAGGUAAGGCCAGUGUCAAGGUAGCGACAUCGUCGGUGUCGUCAAACGGGAGUGAUGACGAUACGAAAAGAAAGAAAGUAAGAAAUCGGGAUAAGCUGCCACCAGCAAAGGAAAGAAAACCAACGAAGGAAAUUGAAGAAACGGAGCGACCAACUAGGUCAGCGUUUUUCCGAUUACCACGUGUCGAAAAUAAACCAAUCGACGUCGAUGUUGAUUUAAGUACUGCAACCUUGGAAGAUGUCAUCCUCGCACGACUUGAAGAUGAUGACAAUGGCGGUGACAAAGACAGCGACAGCUGCAACUCAAAAGAACAUCGAGUUCAUUGGGAGGGAAACGAAUGCGGUUAUAACUCGGACACGAUCGCUUGCACGACGCGGCCGACGAGUUCCGAAACUGACGAGAGAAAGAUGCCGAUGCGAAGUGAAAUCGCCACGCCCGAACUCUCCGAAGGAGCUUUAAGCAACGAUGAGGGAGACAGGUGCGUCAGCGCUGCCAAAAACAGACGCAAGACGAUGAAACACAGCAGCGCCAUGCUGAAAGACAUGAACGGAAACCUUUCCAAUAAAGACCAUACACAUGGUGACGACAUCGCCGAGUCCGUCAUGAAAAAGUUGCAACCCGCUCACCCCCACGUCAUCUGGCCGGAAAACCGGUUCAUGACGUCGAAUACUGUCUUCGUGUACGGUAGUCCAUCUCAACUCGCUCCUGUGAUCGUACCGUCGCAUAGUCUCGAUUGCCCGCUCUGUAAUUUCUUCAAAAGUUCACCGGGAGGCGGUAUCUGCCCUCCUAACAGCCCCACAUCGUUCAUGAAAAAGGAUUACGGAUUUUAUCCAGUUGAACGGUUUUAUUCAGAGUUCUAACACAUAGUAGUGAUCAUUGACUCUAUUAGAAUUUCUUUUUUUUCCAUUGUUUAAAUUAGUUUAUAUUAUUCAUAUUUUUUUGAAUGAUUUGUCAUUUGAUAUUCUAUUGAUCAAUUAUUUAGCAGAAAAUAUAUCUGAAAAAUAUCUUCUGAUUGAUAUCAAUACUAUUGACAUGUGCGACUAUAAUCUUGAAUUAAAAAAACGAUUCUGCACAUCAACUUGAUGCAUUUUUUUUAAAACCAUUUACUAAAUUCAUGACUAGCAAGUAUAUCAAAAGAGGAAUGCAAUCAAUAUACAAGCAGGCAAAAAAAACAGUUUGUUUACAUUUAGCCUGUGUUUGUUCUGAGCAUGGACCUACUAGUCAGAGUACAGUGACUUUUUGAGAAUAGGAAUACGUGACUUUAGACUUUGGGAUUUUGGGGCCGAUUAUAAAUGUAAUUUAAAAUGUAUUUUAUUUUAGAUUUAUAUUCUAGCAAAAGUUAAUGCUUAGAAUAAAAAAAUAAAACGAAAUUUCAUAAUUUUUAUUUCAUGGCAUGAGGUAUAUAAAAACUAUUAAUUUUCUAAAAUAUAAUGCAAAGUGUGUGAGGAGAUCAAAACAAAAUCGCAAUGAUUAUUCCAUAAGGGGUCAGACCAUGUUUAUAUUUCAGAUUGUGAUUGGAAAUACCCUAAAGAAAAAUAUGUGACGUCACUAACACCACAACUGAUAAUCAAAUUAUCAAGAAAAUUUAAGUAGAACACGAAUUACUCCUUUACCUUCAAAGUUUCACAUCUGAAUUCGACGAAAUUCCCGAAGAUUGAAUGAUAAUUGUAUCCUUAUUUCAAAUUAACUUGUAUUUUGCAUUGAUAUGGCCUUGAAUCUGGGGCGCCCCACCCCUCCCCCUUAUGAUUUGUCAAGUAUAUUGAAAAUAGGACAAUAGGAUAAAGAGUAAGUCAGAACGGAAGGGAAAUUAAGAAGGUAAAUAAUUAUUGAACUGGGAGCCUUGGUCGUAUAACUUGAUUGGAUUAUUCAGUGUUGAAAAAAGUGGCUCGUUUAUUAUAACAUAAUUGCAAUAACAGUUUAAAGCUACUGAAAUGAUUCAAUUUGGCUGUAAACUUUUCAUAGAAAUUGUGCAUUUGUUAUCAUAAAAUAAUCUUUAUGAAAGGGGGCCCGGUCAACUUGUCCUACAAAAUUUCAGCUUUGAAUUGUUAGAAAUUUGAUUUUGCCAUAGAGAAAUUUCACACUUAUGCACUGUAUCAUAAUUGCGGGUGUUUUUUUUACAAUAAAUCAGGGUUAUGAAAAGUAGGGCUAUUUGAAGUCAAAGCGCAUAUUGGUAGAUAAUAGAUAUUGAUACAUAUACUUAUAUUUUUCUUCUGUACACUUCGCAACAAAUAAUUCUUUCUCUUGGAUAUAAAACGGUAACACUCAAAAUUGACCAUGAUGGUCUAUAAUAUAUAUUGUGUUGAUUUUAUCAAGUGCAGUAAUAAAGAAACUAUUUUAUGAAUGUU